Messenger RNA from Suillus clintonianus, 447 nucleotides. RefSeq lists its product as uncharacterized. Bases 188 to 412 code for a protein of 74 amino acids. The transcript has a single exon. Lineage: Eukaryota; Fungi; Basidiomycota; Agaricomycetes; Boletales; Suillaceae. The record is from RefSeq and is a predicted model, not a curated record.
UGCGCAGCGUCGCCUCACUGCAGGUGAGUUACUGAAUUGUAACGACAUGUACAUAUAAACCUAUGGCUGAUUUUUCACCCGCAGUCAAUACUUGCCACCAGUUUGCGGCGCGCUACCAACUGAGAGCAAGGCUGCAGUUCAUGGAGCAUAUCUGGGUUCCUCCUCGUGGCAGGGGCAUCAAUAUUCAAUGCCCACUGCCCGCUGGAAUAUCACAAACCUACUGCUGUGCUUGUUAGGGUUCCUCGUCGUGGCGGGGGCGUUUCUUUGCCCACUGCCCGUUGGAACCUUGCAGGACUGCGGCUAUUGCUUCUACGGGUGUUGCGCUGUUGCAAUCACUUUCAACCUUCUAUUAACAUUGACGCUCACCACAGAGGAGUGGUGCAUUACGACUGGAAUUAGACCCUUUUCAUAACGAUCGAUUUGUAAACGAGAUUCUUCCUUACGGUU